AUGGCUGCUACUCAAAUCAAAGGUCUCGGAGACAUUGACAAGUCUUAUGACGGCUCCCAGCUGCGGGUCGGUAUUGUCCACGCUCGUUGGAACGACAAGGUGAUUGCUGCGCUGGUUGAUGGGGCCAAGUCCAAGCUUGCAGCCAUGGGUGUUCCAGAGUCAAACAUUUUCCUGACCACGGUCCCCGGUUCCUACGAGCUGCCGUUUGGCACUAAGGUACUUUACGACGCGCACAAGGGCAAGGAAACCGAGCUUGAUGCCAUCAUCUCCAUUGGUGUUCUCAUCAAGGGCCACACAAUGCACUUUGAGUACAUCUCCGAUGCCGUCUCGCAUGGUCUCAUGCGCACCCAGUUCGAUUUGGGGAUCCCCGUCAUUUUCGGACUCCUGACGUGUCUCACUGAGGAACAGGCUCUUGAGCGUGCCGGGCUUGUUGUCAAUGAGGAGGGUGCUUCUCACUCGCACAAUCAUGGUGAAGACUGGGGUGCUGCUGCUGUUGAAAUGGCUUACAAGAACAAGCACCAUGUUCUUUAA
Molecule: messenger RNA, 531 nt
Organism: Magnusiomyces paraingens
Lineage: Eukaryota; Fungi; Ascomycota; Dipodascomycetes; Dipodascales; Dipodascaceae
Exons: 2
Coding region: 1-531 (176 amino acids)
Biological process (GO): riboflavin biosynthetic process
Cellular component (GO): riboflavin synthase complex; intracellular anatomical structure; mitochondrial intermembrane space
Molecular function (GO): 6,7-dimethyl-8-ribityllumazine synthase activity
Source: RefSeq, a predicted model, not a curated record